Chanos chanos (milkfish) is the source of this 3424-nucleotide messenger RNA. RefSeq names its product PHD finger protein 12b (gene phf12b). The transcript has 15 exons. The coding region runs from base 297 to 3290 and encodes 997 amino acids. Gene Ontology annotation, biological process: negative regulation of transcription by RNA polymerase II. The record is from RefSeq and is a predicted model, not a curated record. Gene Ontology annotation, cellular component: nucleus; Sin3-type complex. Gene Ontology annotation, molecular function: transcription corepressor activity; protein binding. Lineage: Eukaryota; Metazoa; Chordata; Actinopteri; Gonorynchiformes; Chanidae.
UACAUUGCUAGCUACAGUUUACUGUAAGGAGAUGCUGGACUGCUAGCUACCUAGCAAGCAGUGGAUGGUUUGAUUGGAUAACCUUGGUUUGCUUGAGUCAAAGCUUCGUUUACAGUGUACAACGGAAACCUUUUUUCUGCAGUUGGAAACGGCAUUAUCUCGACAACGACGGAUGUAGAACAGUAAACCGAACCAGACUGUCACAUAGAUUGCUCACGUCAACUGUGGCUGUCGUGGAUUAGCGAUACCUCUUCAGCGAAGAUAUUGUUUGCUACAUGCUAAUCUCAGCUAUAUGAAUGUGGGACAAAAUGGAGACCCCAGCGAUUGUGUACGAUUUGGAUACGUCUGGGGGUCUAAUGGAGCAGAUACAACAACUUCUCGCGCCUCCACGAUCCGAAGAUGGAGGGAAAAAACGCAAACUCGUGAGGGAGGUUCGGAAUGCAGACAGGGUCACCAACCAAAUCACCUGUGAUAGCUGCCGCGAGGGAGGGGAACUUCUCUGCUGUGAUCACUGCCCCGCGGCCUUUCAUUUACAGUGCUGUAACCCACCACUGAGUGAAGAAAUGCUGCCCCCUGGAAACUGGAUUUGUCAUCGUUGUAACAUCCAUAAAAAGAAAAGGGAGCUGAAGACGGAGCAGACGAAUGGUAUGACGGAGCAGCAGCUCUCCAGACGAUCCUCUGCCUCACCAGGGGCAGAGCUGGAGCUGGGCGCGGUGCAAAUGGACAGCGUGACUGCCGGAGAAGGGGGUGUGCAGGUCACCGUGGCUCAGGUGCACCUCCUGGAACGUCACACCACCAGCCGACCUGGCACGCCCACCUCCAACACCUCCACAGACACGCCGACGCCCUCGGAACAGAACGACGUGGACGAAGACAUGCUGGACGUGGAGGAUGAAACUCCGAGCUUAGAGCCGGAGAAGAUCACGCCUCACUUAAAGAGGCCCUUCCAACUGCUCAUCGCUGCUGCCAUGGAGAGAAACCCCGCCCAGUUCCAGCUGCCCAAUGAGCUUUCCUGCUCCACCCUAUUACCCGGAAGCGGUAAAAGAAGGAGGAAAGAGGAGAUGAGCGUGAAAACUUUAAAGAGACCAGAGCACGAGAAGGAUCCCAACGGCCUGGUCCCACUGCCAGUGAAGGUGUGCUUCUCCUGUAGCAGGAGUUGCAGGUUUGCCCCUUUGAUCCAAUGCAACUACUGCCCCCUCCUGUUUCACAUGGACUGUCUCUGCCCUCCUCUCACUGCCAUGCCCACGGGAAAAUGGAUGUGUCCGAACCACAUAGAGAACAUCGUUCUGAACCAGAACAGCCACGCCCUCAGUAACCGCUGCCAGCUCUUCGACCACUUUCAAGACAGAGUGUCCCAACAUGCCGUCAAAGUGGACUUCCUGCGAUGGGUCCACCAGCGAAACCCAGCAAACCAUCAAAGCUCUCCGCAUACCAAGAAGAAGACGGUCAAGGUUCCUGAUGCCAUAAAGUGCCAGUACCAGUGCCCUCCACCUUUGAUGGAGCCAGUCAGAGUUCGCAGCGGGGAGCUGAUCUGCAAAGGCAUUCCAGACAAAAUGCACACAUCACCCAGUCAGCACAUAGCCACCAACGCUGAGCAGCAGGAGUGGCUUGAGGAUUUAGUUGCACUUCAGUGCAACAUUGUGGGACAUUUGUCUGCUAAGCAGAUGACACCUUCGUAUUGGGACUGUGAGCAGACGGAGAAAGCUGACAUAAAGCCACGUGGAGCAGCCGAGGAGCUAAGGUCCCACUUCUCCUCCAGACGGACGGCAGAUUCGGCAGCUGUCUGCUCCAAGCCCUGCAGUACAAUUGCUGGCCCCCAGGGGGCCUCGGUGCUGGAUCUCCAGGUUUCCGCAGAGCAGCGAGAAGACUGCAGCCCUUGUAGGGAAAGGUCAUGUCAGGGCUGCUGCAGGAACUCCAAUGGAGCAAUAGAGAAAAGCAUGAGAGUGAAUGGGCCUUUGGCAAGUCACAAGAGCGCCAAAGCGAGCUGCCAAACCGAGUCCCCAAACAGGCCGAGCGGUUCCUCUGUGCCCCACAAUCCAACACCCUCAGGCCGGGGAUUGUUCAAUCAUGUGGAAACAACAGAGAUAAAAACUGAAAACAGUAGCCUGCGCAGCUCUUGCGCCCAGACAAACAGCCUCUCCUCUUCAUCAUCCCUCUCUUCCUCCUCCACCUCCUCCCCUUUGCCCCCCUGUGCCAGUCAGCUUCAAAGUGCCACUCAGGACACUGUAAGAGGACAAGUGGUUGCGCUGAUGAAUCGCAGUGUACCGUGUCCCGUAGUGUGUCAGGAUUCAAACCGACUGGCCUCCUCACUUCUCCCCCCAGAGGGAAAGGUUAGUCCUGGUGCUAUGUCUCCUGGAAGCAGUUCCAUGGUCUCUAGUUCCGCCUCCUCCUGUGUCAGGGACUCCUCCAGCUACGUAAAGCCUGUGACAGAAUAUAACGGAGACGUCGAGUUGAGUAAGCUAGAUGAGGAGCUGAUCAGACAGCUAGCCUGGCAGAGGAUCCAACAGCUCAUACCUUCAAAGGCAGCUUCGGCCUCCAGAUCAUGUGGGAGCCCCCCCACAGAUACAGCCCCUCUCUCACAACCCCCACCUCAGUCAGACAUCCAAAAGAAGGAUGCACAGGCUCGGGCUGUGCUUCAUCCUUUAAUGGGAAAAGGAGCAGCUAUCAACAUGAAUCACAGAACCCUCCACAUAGGAACUGGUGCUGAAAUGGAUUUGUGCCUUACAAAUUAUGGUCAUUGUAAUUACGUUUCGGGAAAACACGCGUGCAUUUUUUACGACGAAAACACAAAACAUUACGAGCUGCUUAACUACAGCGAGCACGGGACGACCGUGGACAAUGUUCUUUACUCCUGUGACUUCUCAGAGAAGCCCAACCCCAGCACGUCCAACGGAGUCGCCUCUAAAUCCCAUAACAUCAUCCGCCACUGUAAGAGGAAGAGGCGGGCGGAAGAGGAGGAGGAUGCUGAAUCGCGAUUGGUUCCCGUGGGAGGGGUGAUGAGCUGUCGAUCUCAGGCAGAGCCCAGGACAUCUUGUAACUGCAAGGCCAGCAGCUCCAGCCUGAUUGGCGGCAGCGGAGCUGGGUGGGAGGGCACGGCGCUGCUUCACCAUGGAAGCUGCGUCAAGCUGGGCUGCCUUCAGUUUGUCUUCAGCAUCAGCGAGUUCACCAACAAGCAGCCCAAAGAGGAGGAGAACAGCACCAGCUUCAACCAGGAAGAAACUGAGCUGGCUGCAACACAGACUGCCAAAUCCCAUCAAGUGCCAGUGUUGCGUUCCAACUCAGUUCCAUAGCUUCUGCUACCUUCCUUAAAGACUUAUAAAGAAGCUGGUUUGUAAUAAGGACAAUUAAAGAACUUUGUUUUGAGAAGUUCAUAGAUUUGCAUGUAUCAAAAGGGGUUUUUUUGGUCCCAGAAAUGACUGGGAUU